CUGUCUACAUAUAUAUAUCCUCCGAUCCGGAAACUUCACCGGACACGUAAAGUGGUUGAGAAUGGCGGCGGCGGCGGAGAAACCGGUUAUGGUGGUUGCGGUUGACGAUAGCGAACAUAGCUUCUAUGCUCUGGGAUGGACUUUAGAUCACUUCUUCACCGGCCCCGUGUCGACUUUCAGGCUCGUCCUCGUCCACGCCAAGCCUUCUCCGGCUAACGCCGUCAGCCUCGCCGGGCCCGGCGCUGCUGAUAUCUUGCCACAUGUGGAUUCGGACUUGAAGAAGAUUGCUGCGCGGGUUAUUGAACGGGCCAAGGAAAUCUGCGCCUCUAAAUCGGUUGAUGACCCCAUGUUCGAGAUCAUGGAAGGGGAUGCCAGGAAUGUCCUCUGCGAAACUGUGGAGAAACACCAUGCCUCUAUCUUGGUUGUCGGCAGCCAUGGCUAUGGAGCUAUCAAGAGGGCUGUUCUGGGCAGUGUAAGCGACUACUGCGCUCAUCAUGCUCACUGCACUGUCAUGAUCGUGAAGAAGCCAAAGCACAAAACCUAAUUAGUUGCAGACAUCAUAUGAGUCCAUAAUUUCUGUUCCAGAUUACAUAAACCAUUGUCUCUCUGUCUGUCUAUCUAUGUGAAUUGCUUGGUGUAUGUAUCAAUCAAUAUAAUGCCUUGAUGCAAUAUGCAACAAUAUAUAAACUCAUAUUAUCAAUCUUAUUCGCAUUCUCA
Molecule: messenger RNA, 717 nt
Organism: Ipomoea nil (Japanese morning glory)
Lineage: Eukaryota; Viridiplantae; Streptophyta; Magnoliopsida; Solanales; Convolvulaceae
Product: universal stress protein PHOS34-like
Exons: 4
Coding region: 62-544 (160 amino acids)
Source: RefSeq, a predicted model, not a curated record